GGCCUCGUCUGCCGCUGCCCAGGAUGGGAGACGGAUUGCCGGAGCCGGCCCGAGCUGCCAAGCCUUCCCCCGCCGUGGCCGCCUGCUCCGAGGCAGAAGCGAUCGAGGUCUUGGAGAGCGCGGAGGAGGGCUUUCCCGGCGCUGCAGAGGACAACCGUAGAGGGGGAAGGAACCAAGGUUCAUCUUCUACUCCAACUGGGGGUCUGCAGCCACAGUUGCCAAGUCAUCAGCCCCCUGCAGAGCAGCCUUUCCUGACCAGAACACAGGGCGACCCAAGCAAAGGGCAGAAGCAGGCCAGAAAGCACUGGAAAGCUCUCUUCGAUCAGCUGGAUCCUGAAAACACAGGUUAUAUCAGCACAGAGAAAUUUCGGAACCUCCUCCAAAGACAUAGUUCUGAACUGGAUCCACAUAAACUGGAAGUGCUUUUGGCCUUAGCAGACAACAAUUCGGAUGGGAAGAUUUGUUAUCAAGACUUUGUCAACUUGAUGAGUAACAAGAGGUCCAAUAGCUUCCGCCAGGCCAUUUUGCAAGGGAACAGGAGGCUAUGCAGCAAGGCCCUCCUGGAGGAGACAGGACUCAGCCUUUCUCAGCGGCUGAUUCGACACGUGGCAUAUGAGACGUUACCCCGUGAGAUAGACCGGAAGUGGUACUACGACAGCUAUACCUGCUGUCCUCCACCUUGGUUCAUGAUUGCCAUCACAAUUGUAGAGGUUGCCUUCUUUCUUUACAACGGAGUGGUCCUGGAUAGAUUUGUGUUGCAAGUCACCCAUCCCUUCUAUCUGAAGAAUUCAUUAUUAUAUCAUCCUCAACUCCGUGCCCAGGCCUGGAGGUACCUCACCUACAUCUUCAUGCAUGCAGGGAUAGAACACCUUGGACUCAACGUAGUCCUUCAGCUUCUGGUUGGAGUUCCUCUUGAAAUGGUUCAUGGUGCGACAAGGAUUGGAUUUGUCUAUAUUGCCGGAGUGAUCGCAGGUUCCCUGGCCGUAUCCAUUGCUGAUAUGACUGCACCUGUUGUGGGUUCAUCUGGAGGGGUGUAUGCGCUUAUUUCUGCUCAUUUAGCCAAUAUAGUAAUGAACUGGUCUGGAAUGAAGUGUCAAUUCAAGCUGCUGCGCAUGGCCGUUGCCUUGAUCUGCAUGAGCUUUGAAUUUGGAAGAGCUGUAUGGUUGAGAUUCUACCCAUCUGCUUAUCCUCCAUGCCCUCAUCCCAGUUUCGUUGCCCACCUAGGUGGGGUGGGUGUUGGAAUCACCCUUGGCGUGGUCAUUCUAAGGAACUAUGAGCAGAGACUUCAAGAUCAAUCAGUAUGGUGGAUCUUCGUUUCCAUGUAUAUGGUGUUUGUUCUCUUUGCCAUCUUCUGGAACAUUUUUGCCUACAGCCUGUUGGAUCUAAAACUACCUCCACUUCCUUAAGAGCUUGGGCUAAACAGCAGACAAAGAAGUGACUUCCCAUCUUCCAGCUUCAUGGGCAAAUAAUAAUAAUAACAAUGAAACCAGAGGAUUUAUUUUUUUAUGAAUGUGACAGGAGGGGAAUGUAUCCAAGUUCUGGAAUGACAUGCACUGAGGGGGACUAUACGUGCUGAUGGGAAAUGAAUAUUAAGGACGACUCCAUGGAUCCUUGCUUGGAAGAUGUUUGGGCAAUGGAAAUUUACAGGUACCAUGAUCUUUAGGAGCCACACCUUGUGCCCUUUGCUCAUAUAACCAGUUUGGUGCUGUACUCCAAAGGAAGAUUCAGCCCCCUGGAUGCUUAGCCCAAUACAUGUGGGUGAAAUGUUCAUUCACCCAGUCAAGGCUCAUCUGGGUGGUUUGUCUUUUUCAGCAUUCACAGUUGGAAACUUUAGAAGAGCUUUCCUUAGCUGAUGUCCUCCAGAUGCGUUGUGCUAUAAACCCAUCACUUUGGUUCAAGAUGAUAGGAGCUGUAAUCUAUUACGUUUGAUUACGCCAGACAAUCUUCCGUCCAUUUGGAAAAUAUAUUCCUUUCUUUAGUGGAUGGGUUGCAACACGGGGCAAAAGAAAGCCUUGGAGACCACGUAUGUCAUAUGACAUGCCAGUCCAGUAUCCAUUUUGUAGCUCUAUAGAGCCACAAACCCUCUUAAGUCCAAAUAUUUUAGCUUUUCCUCCGUUUGUCGAGUUUUCUGGAGAAUUAAGAGGGAAAAAUAAAUGGAGGAUUCUGAUUUUAGAUGUUCUCUCAUGACCACUUGCAGAGACUGGUUUUCAGCUAAAGAAUCAACCAAAUCACACUGAAAUAUUUGAAGGUGCUUUAGUCUGCUUAUAAAAUUCAGCUGCCUAUUUCAUUGGUUUUUUUUUAUUGUUUGUGGCUGGGUUUUUAGUCAUCACAGACUACUUGAAACUGUUGAAUCUUACAGUAACUAUAUUAUUUCCUUUGGGGCUUUGGUCCUUCUGUUUAUUUUAAAGCAGAAUCUGCUCCUUGGAUAAGGAUUGUUAGAUGGUCUACUUUCUAAAAGAAUUCUUUCAGAAUUUCGCAACCCAUUAAACAAUGUAAUAGAUAUUCUUGAUGUUUAGCUGCCUUUAACAAGCUCUGCUGCAGUCUUCUGUAUUUGCAAGAUCUUGAUCUACCAAUUUUGGAAGAAAUAGAUGCGCUCCCCGGACAAAACAUUCUACCAAUUUUGGUUUGCAAAAUACAGGUUUGUUCUUUUUUGCCUCUUGUGAAUGCAAUCAGCAAAAUUGUAAUGAUGUUUUGUUAAGUGUUCACAUAUAUUUUAUUGCAGCCAUUCUCAACCUGACGGUCUCUAAAUACGUUGGGAUUCAGCAGGCCCAAAGGAAUUCUGGGAACUGAAGUCUAAGUCUGGUAUUUUUUAAUCUACGCACAAUGCUGAAAAUGCUGGCCCUGUAGAGGUGGUUUUAAAAAGUCCAUAUGGAGGGGCCAGCUGCAUGAUCAAAGCCCUGCCUCCUUUUUUCAUGCAGCAAAAAAAACCAAGCAGAGUUUCUGUUGAGUUGUCACACCUACCAUAUUGACAUUGUACACUUGCCCUGUGAACAUCUGUGGAGAAAGUUGAAGGAAUCUGGUUUAUUCAGGGCUACCAAAUUUAGGUGAGAAAUCCAGAUAACUAGAUUGCAGUAAGGAGCUCCAGAGAACUUUUAACUGCCUUCUAUUGUUUAGGAGUCCUCUGUUCACCUGGAAUUCUGAGCGUUGUGGUCUCAUUAUAGUUGAGGACAUGAGACCGGGGAGAAUUGCUUUAAUGGAUCAGGGAUGUGUUUAACAGUAGUACCUCAA
Molecule: messenger RNA, 3228 nt
Organism: Ahaetulla prasina
Lineage: Eukaryota; Metazoa; Chordata; Lepidosauria; Squamata; Colubridae
Gene: RHBDL3
Product: rhomboid like 3
Exons: 10
Coding region: 24-1406 (460 amino acids)
Cellular component (GO): membrane
Molecular function (GO): calcium ion binding; serine-type endopeptidase activity
Source: RefSeq, a predicted model, not a curated record